Nicotiana tabacum (common tobacco) is the source of this 714-nucleotide messenger RNA. Lineage: Eukaryota; Viridiplantae; Streptophyta; Magnoliopsida; Solanales; Solanaceae. The record is from RefSeq and is a predicted model, not a curated record.
AGAUGUAGAUAGAUAUUUAGGAGAUGAGAUAACGUGACAAGUGUCGUAUGCCAUGGCUCAAAAUCAACACUUGAUCCAAACUGCUCUCUUCCCCCCUUCCCUAUUUUCUCCCUCCAAAAUCAGAAGCUUUUUCCUUUGUACUGUGUUUCCUCUCUCCAUCAAAAUUAUACUCAAUAUUUACUAGUCUUCUCUCAGUUGCCAUGGCAGUGGCAGAAUUUACUCCCUCUUCUUCAUCUAUAAUAAAAAAGACUAGUCUUUACUCUUCCCAACUUUCCUAUGUAUCAACUCAUCAGAUUUCUUAUAAGCGUCGGUUCAGUCUUAGGCCUCUCCAAAGAACCCACUAUGCUAAUAUAUGCUGCUCUGUUACUUCUAAUGAAGUUCAAGCACCAGUGGUGACUAAUGACCUAAAGAAGAAACCUGAAUGCUUUGGUGUUUUCUGUCUCACUUAUGAUCUCAAAGCUGAAGAAGAGACAAGUUGUUGGAAGAAGUUGAUAAAUGUCAGUGUUUCAGGUGCUGCCGGGAUGAUUGCUAAUCAUCUUCUUUUUAAACUUGCAGCAGGUGAAGUUUUUGGGCCUGAUCAGCCAAUCGCAUUAAAAUUAUUGGGGUCCGAGCGGUCAAUCCAAGCCCUUGAAGGAGUUGCUAUGGAGCUAGAAGACUCCUUGUAUCCUUUGCUUAGGGAGGUCAGCAUAGGCAUAGAUCCUUAUGAGGUGUUCC